AUGGUUGGACGCUGGCGGCUGAUUUUCUUCCUCCUGGGAUGUGUGCAAGGAGAGCAGGUUUGCUACAAAAGACUUGGGUGCUUCACAGACGAGGCCCCAUGGGGGGGCACUGCAGAGAGACCACUGAGGCGAUUACCCAUGUCCCCGGAAAAGAUUAACACUCGCUUCUUCUUGUUAACUAAAGAUAACCCUGAGAAAUUCCAGGAGAUCAGCACAUUCAAUCUUUCCUCGGUUUCCACAUCCAACUUUAAACCCAAUAGGAAAACUCGUUUUAUUAUUCACGGCUUCCUCAGUUCAGCAGAGGGCAGUUGGCUCAUGGACAUGUGUAAGACAUUAUUGAAAGUUGAAGAUGUGAACUGUUUCUGUGUCGACUGGAAAGCGGGGUCACGCACCUUAUACUCCCAGGCAGCCAAUAACAUCCGCGUCGUGGGGGCCGAAGUGGCCUAUUUUAUUGACUUCCUCUCUAGCAAAUAUAAUUACUCUUCAUCUAAGAUACAUAUUAUCGGUCACAGCCUGGGGUCGCACACUGCAGGGGAAGUUGGGAAGAGGGUACCAGGCAUUGGACGGAUCACAGGCCUGGAUCCGGCUGGGCCACUAUUUCGGAACACCCCCCCUGAGGUGAGACUGGAUCCAACUGACGCUGACUUUGUAGACACCAUUCAUACGGACACAUUUCCACUCAUUCCCAAAAUAGGUUUUGGAAUGUCCCAGUCAGUUGGUCACUUGGAUUUCUUUCCAAACGGAGGAGAAAAGAUGCCGGGAUGUCACACGAGCAUCAUAACCAAACUUCUACACAUUAAUGAGAUUUGGGAAGGAUCAGAUGAUCUUAUGGCGUGCAAUCAUCUCCGGAGCUACAAGUAUUAUACAGAGAGUAUCCUCACUCCUGAUGCUUUCAUUGGAUAUCCCAGCAAUACAUAUCAAGCAUUUACAGAGGGUUCUGGAUUUCCAUGCUCCAGUACUAGUUGCCAUUUAAUGGGGCAUCAUGUGGAUUCAAAUGGUUGGGACACAUUAAGGGGCCAGUCAUUAUUCUUGAAUACGGGAGAUGUUAAACCCUAUGCACGCUGGAGGUACAAGGUGACUGUGAACACCAGCAGCAGUGUGUGGUUCCUGGGGAGUAUUAAUGUGGCUUUACAUGGAGUUAAAGGGAACACUAUGGAACAUAGAAUUGCCAGUGGGUUAAUUAAACCUGGACAGACCUACACAGCGUUCAUUGAUGUAGAGGUCGAUGUCGGACCCCUCACAACCGUGAGCUUCUCCUGGAACAAGAGCCUCGUCAACAUCAUUCCAUCCACCUUCAGGGCCGACACUAUAUCCGUGCAAUACGGGAAGGACGGACAGACGCACCAGUUUUGUGGCACAAAUUGGGUCAUGGCCAAAGUCCUCCAGAUCCUGACUCCCUGCGACUCCCAACUCUCAACCAAAUAAAGCC
Molecule: messenger RNA, 1429 nt
Organism: Xenopus laevis (African clawed frog)
Lineage: Eukaryota; Metazoa; Chordata; Amphibia; Anura; Pipidae
Product: inactive pancreatic lipase-related protein 1
Exons: 12
Coding region: 1-1425 (474 amino acids)
Source: RefSeq, a predicted model, not a curated record